Molecule: messenger RNA, 2445 nt
Organism: Oryzias latipes (Japanese medaka)
Lineage: Eukaryota; Metazoa; Chordata; Actinopteri; Beloniformes; Adrianichthyidae
Gene: tmcc2
Product: transmembrane and coiled-coil domain family 2
Biological process (GO): amyloid precursor protein metabolic process
Cellular component (GO): endomembrane system
Source: RefSeq, a predicted model, not a curated record
GUGAAGCAGAGGGAGGCGGCAGGAGGAGGAGGAGGGGGGGGUGGUCGUACGACACAAAGGAGAGGGAGGAAAACAGACGAGCGCAGAGGGAGCAGGCUGUGGAUGCUGAUGUCGUUAACGAUGGAGCGUUAGAAUCCGGAGCGGUGAUGGCGCGCGCGAUAGCUGCUGGGAGCAGACUCAUUUGAGGAGGGGGGCUGCUCCUUGGUGUGCAAAGAGGGAGGAGGGAGAGAGGAGGAGGAGGAGGAGGAUGGGCCUCGAACAGACACUUGCAAUGUCGCUGCAAAAAUUGGAUUAAAGCAGUAUGCUGGACAAGAGUGAGGUUUCGACCCUGGGGCUACCAUCCACCAGCAGCCAUGGUGGCUCUGACACCAACAUCAGCACGGAUGGAGCGGGGGCCACAGCGGCUGCGGUUGUGGCGAGUGGAGCUGAGGGCUCAGCGGCUGGUGAGCCGCCGCGGACACGUGCAGCUCUGGAGCACCUGCAGCAGAAGAUCCUGAAGGUCACAGAACAGAUCCGGGUGGAGCAGGAGGCUCGCGAUGACAACGUGGCGGAGUACCUGAAGCUGGCCCAUAACGCGGACAAACAGCAGGCCUCCAGAAUCAAGCAGGUGUUUGAAAAGAAGAACCAGAAGUCUGCACAGUCCAUUGCACACUUGCACAAGAAACUUGAGCACUAUCACAAGAAGUUAAAGGAGAUUGAGCAGAACGGCCCUGCCCGGCAGCCCAAGGAUGUCCUGCGAGACAUGCAGCAGGGAUUAAAGGAUGUGGGAGCCAACGUUCGUGCUGGUAUCAGUGGCUUUGGAGGCGGAGUCGUUGAAGGGGUCAAGGGUGGAGUCUCUGCACUCACCCACACAGCUGUGGUCUCCAAGCCCAGAGAGUUUGCCAGCCUGAUCAGGAACAAGUUUGGCAGCGCUGAUAACAUUACUCACUUGAAGGACACACUCGAGGACGGAGUCGGGGGCCACUCUGAGGACACGCCCACCCCCCGCGCCCUCAGCGGCAGCGCCACCUUGGUCUCCAGCCCAAAGUACGGCAGCGACGACGAGUGCUCCAGCGCCACAUCCGGCUCUGCUGUGGGCAGCAAUUCAGGGGGGGCCGGAACAGGAGGGGGGAUGUUGGGACCAGUGAUGGGGAGCCCCCGCCUGGACGGACACCACCACCACCACCAUAUCCACGGUUCCUGGGACUCUCUUCUGGAGGGGCUGCAGGAGAUCAAAGCCAGUCAGACUCACAUGGAGGACGCCAUCGAGGACAUGAAGGGGCAGCUGCGGAGCGACUACUCCUACAUGACGCAGUGUCUGCAAGAGGAGAGAUACAGGUAUGAGCGUCUGGAGGAGCAGCUGAACGACCUCACCGAGCUGCACCAGAAUGAGAUGUCCAACCUGAAGCAGGAGCUGGCCAGCAUGGAGGAGAAGGUGGCCUACCAGUCCUACGAGCGAGCCAGAGACAUUCAGGAGGCCGUGGAGUCGUGUCUGACCCGCAUCACCAAGCUGGAGCUGCAGCAGCAGCAGCAGCAGGUGGUGCAGCUGGAAGGGGUGGAGAACGCCAACGCCCGAGCCCUGCUGGGGAAGCUCAUCAACGUCAUCCUGGCCCUCAUGGCCGUGCUGCUGGUCUUCGUCUCCACGCUGGCCAACUUCAUCACGCCGCUCAUGAAGACCAGAGCCCGCGUGGCGUCCACGGUGCUGCUGACCCUGCUGCUGUUCGUGCUGUGGAAGCAGUGGGACUUUGUGGAGGUGUGGCUGCUGCCCAGUUAAGCUGGAGAAGAAGGAAGACUUUAGGAUUUCUAUGGGAAACGCCAUCAGGAUGAAAGGCUCUCAUCUCAUCCACAUAGGUGGUGUGGAUGGCCACUCAUUGCAUUGCUAUCACCAAAAACAGACGUUUUUUUUAACCAUUUCUAAAUGUAAAAGCAACUAUGGAUGGCUCUGAAAUGCUGAUCACGUCUGCUGUAAUCUUCAUGUUGAAGCCAUGGCACAUCCAAGGGGACUACCGGUCAAUGUUUUCCGUGAAUGUCACGUGCUCAUGCAUGUGCUCAUACGUGCACUAAGAUGCAUCCAGCUUGCAUGGGUUAUUAACAUGUCAUCAACGACAAGCGUUAGUGUUGUGUAUCUGCCGUCAUGUGGUCAAAAACCAUGCAGAAACCUUCCAGCUGCACUUUUCCCGAGUAGUCUCACGUCCUGUUGGGGUCCGAGCUCGGCGCUCUGGCUCUCUCCUUCCGGUUUUUCUCUGACAGUUCUGAAGAAAGAGACUCACGGCUACCAUCCAAACAUGCAGAACCGACCAAUGCAAGGUCACAACCACUAUUGUAGGAGCUCUCUGCUGACUGGCAUGUCAAAGUUUAUAUCCAGUUUGCAAAAAGGAAUAUUGCUGUUUUAGUAAACAAUGUAAAAUAAAUUAUUUCCUAUAUUAAGCUGCUCUUCACGUCGUAAAUAAACACAAUUUAGGUAAA